CUUCAAGAACCAUUCCUGUUACUGGGAAAGGAGAAGUUUGCUGGAGUUGAUAUCCGUGUACGAGUCCGAGGUGGUGGACAUGUUGCACAAAUCUAUGCUAUCAGACAGGCCAUCUCCAAAUCUCUGGUUGCCUAUUAUCAGAAAUAUGUUGAUGAGGCCUCCAAGAAGGAAAUCAAAGACCUUUUGAUUGCUUAUGACAAGAAAUCUUUUUGGGGUUUUUUGGGUCCAAAAACGGUGCGAGCCCAAAAAAUUUUUGGGGUCCAGGUUCCCAAGGGGCCAAAAUACCAGAAAUCAUACCGUUAA
Molecule: messenger RNA, 303 nt
Organism: Ruditapes philippinarum (Manila clam)
Lineage: Eukaryota; Metazoa; Mollusca; Bivalvia; Venerida; Veneridae
Product: small ribosomal subunit protein uS9-like
Biological process (GO): maturation of SSU-rRNA from tricistronic rRNA transcript (SSU-rRNA, 5.8S rRNA, LSU-rRNA); translation
Cellular component (GO): cytosolic small ribosomal subunit; ribosome
Molecular function (GO): structural constituent of ribosome; RNA binding
Source: RefSeq, a predicted model, not a curated record